AUGCCACUUGGAGCGGCGAAUGAUGGACGCCAGGCACAAAAGUUGGUUGAACAGUUCCUUAAGCUGAAGCCGCCUAAAUUUGCGGGAAGCGGAGAUCCGGAGGCUGCUACCUCUUGGAUAGAGGAGCUGGAAAAAGCGUUCGCCCUACUAAGGUGUACGGAUGAAGAUAAGGUCACUCCGGCUAUUUAUCGGUUGCGGGGCAAUGCAAGUUCGUGGUGGAGAGCCACUAAGGACGGGGUCUUUCCGGAUGGUAUAGCCCCGAUAUGGGAUAGCUUUGUGGGAGCAUUUAAUGGAAAGUACUUUUCGGAUACUGCAAGGGAACAAAAGAUGGCAGAAUUCCUUCGUCUGCGCCAAAACCAAUUAUCGGUGGAUGAAUACAAGGCCAGGUUUAUUGAACUAUCAAAAUGUGCCCCAAGGAUGAUAGAGGACCCCGUAGAUAGGGCAAGAAGAUUCCGGGAUGGAUCGAAGUCGAAAAUCAAGAGCGUGUUGGUGCCGCUCAACUUGAAAGAUUAUGACGACCUAUAUGAGAGGGCGCAGAUGGUGGAACGUGAUUUCGCCGAGAGGGCUGCCGCAACCGGAUUGCUGUUUAUACCAUCGCACAGACGGGACAUUCGGCAAGGAAAGAGGCCGAUGCCCGGUGGCGGGCGCCAUAUCCCGCCCAACAGAAGAGGGGUGAUCAACAAGUCGGUUUUUCGUCGGGAUGACGAGUGCCGUCUAUGCCAUCAAAGGCAUGCGACUACUCAAUGCCCAUAUCAAGGAGGAGCCUGUUUUGGGUGUGGCCAACGUGGCCAUCAAGUGAGAGAUUGCCCGCAGAGGCAGCAGAGCGGACAGAUUUCUACGCCUUUAAAGGAUAGCGUAGUUACUACUGUAGGCUGUCCGAAUUGUAAGCUGGUAAUAGAUGGUCAUGAGGGUAGGAUAGACCUGAUCGUGUUAGAAAUGUUUGACUUUGAUCCGAUUGCUAGAAUGGACGAGCCGACAAGGCAAAAAGCCAUAGUAGAAUGUAGUCGUAAAGCAGUGCAAUUUAACCCAUCAAGUGAAGGUACCUUUGAGUUUGUUAGAGGUCGAGGUGGGGCCUCGAUGCUAUUGGUUUCAUCAUUGGAAGCUAUGCAUUUGUUGGAAAGUGGAUGCCAAGGAUACUUGGCGACGAUAGUGAUAAUAUGA
Molecule: messenger RNA, 1161 nt
Organism: Rhodamnia argentea
Lineage: Eukaryota; Viridiplantae; Streptophyta; Magnoliopsida; Myrtales; Myrtaceae
Exons: 2
Coding region: 1-1161 (386 amino acids)
Molecular function (GO): zinc ion binding; nucleic acid binding
Source: RefSeq, a predicted model, not a curated record